Fusarium redolens is the source of this 930-nucleotide messenger RNA. RefSeq names its product NADP-dependent oxidoreductase domain-containing protein. Gene Ontology annotation, molecular function: aldose reductase (NADPH) activity. Gene Ontology annotation, cellular component: cytosol. Lineage: Eukaryota; Fungi; Ascomycota; Sordariomycetes; Hypocreales; Nectriaceae. The transcript has 5 exons. Bases 1 to 930 code for a protein of 309 amino acids. The record is from RefSeq and is a predicted model, not a curated record.
AUGGCUCCCUCUACUUUCAAGCUUAACACUGGCCAGGAGAUUCCUGCCCUUGGUCUCGGUACCUGGCAGUCUCCCGCUGGCGAGGUCGAGAAGGCCGUUGCAUAUGCCCUCAAGGACGGUUACAAGCUGAUCGACUGCGCCUACUGCUAUGGAAACGAGGAGGAGGUCGGUGCUGGUCUCAAGGCUGCUUUCGAGGCUGGUGUAAAGCGUGAGGACAUCUUUGUUGUCACCAAGGUCUGGGCUACUUACAACACCCGUCCUGAGCUUGGUCUGGACAAGAGCUUGAAGGCUCUUGGUCUUGACUAUGUUGAUCUUUUCCUGGUGCACUGGCCUCUUCUCCUCAACCCUGAGGGUAACGAUGACAAGUUCCCCAAGAAGCCUGACGGCUCCCGAGAUGUUAUCCGAGACUACAACCACGUCGAUGGCUGGAAGCUCAUGGAGAAGCUCCCUGCUACCGGCAAGACUCGCGGUGUCGGUGUCUGCAACUACAGCAAGAAGUACCUCGAGGAGCUUCUGCCUCACGCCACCAUCGUCCCCGCCGUUAACCAGAUCGAGAACCACCCCAGUCUGCCUCAGCAGGAGAUUGUCGACUUCUGCAAGGAGAAGGGUAUUCACAUUGAGGCCUAUAGUCCCUUUGGCAGCACUGGUGGUCCCGUCAUGACUGCUGAGCCUGUUGUCAAGAUUGCUGAGAAGAAGGGUGUUUCCGCCUCUACUGUCCUCCUCAGCUACCACGUCGCCCGUGGAAGCACCGUCCUCGCCAAGUCAGUCACCCCCGAGCGCAUCACUGCCAACAAGACCAUUGUCGACCUUGACGACGAGGACAUGAAGGCCCUGAACGACUACUCAGAGGACCUCGUGAAGAAGGGUGAGGUGAAGCGAUAUGUUUACCCUCCUUUCGGAAUCGACUUCGGGUUCCCCGACAAGUCAUGA